AUGGCCUACACGACCAAGUACCAUGAGGACUCGGACGCCGAUGACGAGUUUGAGCGCCAGGGCAUCUCUAGCCCGACCCUACCCGCCGAGUACGAGAGCUCCCCCACGAGCUCCGGCCCGCUGAGCACUGAACACACGCCCACCACCUUCACCCAUUCGCGCGACAGCAAGAGCAGCCCGACGGGGCACAUAAUGGAGUGGAACGAGGACCAGACGGCCGACUUCAUCGCCGACCUGGGCCUGGAGCAGUACUCGGAUACCUUUGCUAACGAGGGCAUCACCGGCGACGUGCUCGCCGCCCUCCAGCAUGCCGAGCUGAAGGAGCUGGGCGUCGGCAGCGUAGGCCACCGCCUCACAAUCCUCAAGGCCGUCUACGAGAUCAAGGUGCGGCAGAAUGUGCCCAUGGACCCCGACGACUACGUCCCGCUAUCCGCGGAUACGUCGGCACAGGAAGCGCCGCCAACCCAAGACGACUUCGCCAAGGUCAUUCGCGUAGUCCAGGCGCGCGACGAGCGCAUACACACGGCCGAAUCGGAGCUGCGACAUCUCAGAGAGGACCUCAGCAGGGUCAUGGACGAGAACAAGCGGCUACGAGAGGAGAUCCUGCCACUCGUGCGCAUGCUCAAGGACAACCAACCCCUGCCUACGCCCCACGAGCACUCCGUCACAUCGCCACCUGCAACUCAAGAGAGAUCUGGUGGCAGCAGUCUUUCGCCAUCUCUCGGUGGUGGCCCGCAACUGUCGCCCAACUCCAUCGCCCAGCCCUCCCCGACAUCCCCCGCAUACACACAAGGCCAAGGCCGCCAGUACAACCGCGAAAUACCCCGAAGCGGGCACGAUCACGACGGCAGCUCAGGGUGGAGUCAAAACACAUGGAAUUCAGACACAACUGCUGUAUCCGACCGUAAUCGCGACCCCCGCGCUACGCCCGCACCACUGUCAUCACGACAGAUGCGAAACAACGCUGCACCAACACCGACCCCCGACGAUCGCGACCCACCACUCUCUGGCGGCUCAAGUUCAAUGAACACCUCCGCAUCCAAUCCCGCAUCCACGCCAUCUACGAACCCGCAAGUUGAAAUCUUCAAAUCGUUCCGAGUCUCAAUCGACGAUCCGUGCCACAAGGUGCUUCCGGUUGCGCUUAAGAAAUACAACAUUACGGCAGAUUGGCGCCAGUAUGCCCUGUAUAUUGUACACGGUGAUCAGGAGCGCUGUCUUGGACUCAACGAGAGGCCGCUGAUAUUGUUCAAACAACUUGACAAGGAAGGCCGGAAACCCAUGUUCAUGCUUAGGAAGCAUGCAGCACCGCAAGAAGGCCAUGUCAGCACUGUGGGCGGAAACGAUGUACGGCCCGUCAAUCCGCAGACAGAGAGCUUCGGGUGGGGUAACCAAAAUAGAGGGACACCCCUGCCAGGAGGCGUUCUGUAG
Molecule: messenger RNA, 1428 nt
Organism: Alternaria triticimaculans
Lineage: Eukaryota; Fungi; Ascomycota; Dothideomycetes; Pleosporales; Pleosporaceae
Exons: 4
Coding region: 1-1428 (475 amino acids)
Biological process (GO): signal transduction
Molecular function (GO): protein binding
Source: RefSeq, a predicted model, not a curated record